This is a messenger RNA of Biomphalaria glabrata, 8678 nucleotides long. Its product is annotated as homeobox protein LOX2-like. Lineage: Eukaryota; Metazoa; Mollusca; Gastropoda; Planorbidae. The coding region runs from base 161 to 1573 and encodes 470 amino acids. The transcript has 2 exons. The record is from RefSeq and is a predicted model, not a curated record. Gene Ontology annotation, molecular function: RNA polymerase II cis-regulatory region sequence-specific DNA binding; DNA-binding transcription factor activity, RNA polymerase II-specific. Gene Ontology annotation, cellular component: nucleus. Gene Ontology annotation, biological process: anterior/posterior pattern specification; regulation of transcription by RNA polymerase II.
GGUUUUCUUUUUUUUCCCCUCUCGUAUUUUCUCCCUGCUUAGUCUCUCUCUAGGUGAUUUAUUCUGGCCUGGCUGUGAGUUAGGACCCUCACAAAUCAAACAUCUUAGGGCCUUGGGUCAUGAAGUUAGGAUAGUGCUUCGAUCAUAUAUCCGUACGGCAAUGAAUUCUUACUUUGCGGCCCCCUUUUUGCCGCAAUAUUCGGCCGAAAGUCAUUAUAUGGCUAAUGGUUAUGGGCCUUCUACGACCACUAACUAUGGACAUUAUUCUUCGCGCUUCUCUGACCAUGUUAGAGGAUACCAACCAACGUCCAACGGUGCUUACGGAGGUGUAUGUGCAGCUGGGGCUACCGGUCAUCACGCAGGAGUAUCCAGUUUAUCUGAAUCUUGCGCAUCGCCGUACAGUUCUUACCACGUUCAGAAGUCGUCUGGUAUCCUGCAUACUUCGCCCUACUCUGGAGUUAGCCCGGUGAGUGGACACCAUGGAAACUUAGGGUCACCAAACGACCUGACGGGGUCGUCUGGCUACCCUAUCACACCGGCCCACUCGCACAACUCUUCAAUACACCAUACGCCGCUGUUGCACGAGAAGUACAAUAAUAACAACAUCAACAGCAACAAACAUGGUUCCACUUCGGCUACGUCGGCUACGUCUUACUCUCAUCACCAUGGCUUGCACCAUCACGGGGAGCCUGGCAACAGCAACGGGCUUGUCACUGGCCACAGCAGCGGCAACACUGGACUUACAGGAGCGGAGACGCCGCCGCUGGUCAACUCACAUCAUCAUCACAUUACACCCACCACCAACCAUCACAGUCAACACCAUCGUCCAAACCACCACACACCGCAACAGCAGCAGCAGCAACAACACCACACGCAACAGCAGACACCACAUACCAACAGCAAUCACCACGCAACAACAAAUACCAACAACGCUGGACCACCCAGCGGCGGCACCACUCAACAUGCCGCCCUAUCAAGCUCAAACAACAGUGCCACCACUGGCGCCAAUAUCACCUCAACCACCCAGCGGCCACAACAAAACGGCUAUCUCGGAGGAUACAGUUCAAACCUAGAGUGGCCCUCUCAUGGCCACAGUCAUAUAUCAACACCGUCUCCAACACGGAGCCAGCAUAGCCCGUUCGGGAGCCCCGGGGAGCCAAAUGCGCUCAGCUCAUGUUCUCUGAGCCCUAAAGCAGGAAGUGACGAUCUUAACAAUCAUCAACAACCACCUGGCUCCGCGAAUUCUUCUCCAGAACAACCUGCACCCUUUUAUCCUUGGAUGGGAAUAGUCGGCCCGAACUCUGCCCAGAGACGUCGUGGGCGACAGACCUACAGCCGCUACCAGACCCUAGAGCUGGAGAAAGAGUUUCAGUUCAAUCACUACCUGACCCGCAAGCGUCGCAUAGAAAUAGCGCACUCGCUGUGUCUGACGGAGCGGCAGAUCAAGAUCUGGUUCCAGAACCGUCGGAUGAAGCUGAAGAAAGAGAAGCUGGCCAUCCAGGAGCUCAACAGUAAUUGCAAAACUGAGUUCAAGGACGAGGAUGACCUCAGCGAUGAUGGCGAUUGCAGGUGAAAGAUCACUUGCUCCGAUCAAGGUUAAUCGAUCCCAGAGAUCGGCUUUACUGUAAUAGUGUAUGUAGCGACGUCAUUCGGUCGGUUGUGCUCUGUGCGGAUCGAUGAAACGACUUUGCAAAGAUGACCACACUUGCUUGUUGUGGUCGGUACGGGUCGAUGAAACGACUUUGAAAAGAUGACCACACUAGCAUGUUUUGGUCCAUACAGAUUGGUAAAAGGACAGCACAGACGGCCACACGUGUACUGUAUGGAGCAUCUCACAUUUUAAGUAACUGACCACACAAGUGACCACACACGUGACCAACCUUAAAGCGUCAGCUAAAAAAAAAAGUAUACCAUCGACAAAUACUAUGUCAUUGGCAAAGUCAAACAAUGAGACUUCGACAUGAAGGAAAUGAACGCUUUAAUCCCUCGCGUAAGUGUGUAGUAAUAAAGGCUUCGAUAUACAGUAUAGACAUUCAGUCUCAAGAUUUACAGAAAUGUAUUAUCAAAUUAGUUACAGUAACCGCUUGGUGAUUGUUUCCACCAACGUAGUCAACGAGAAAACGGCCCAAGUUAAAGGACGUAACAUUCUAGCUUUAACGCUGGCUUUUGUUUACCUAGCGCUUUUGUUUUCAUUACAAUCAGAAACGUAAUUGAUUGUGUGGGUAGUCACUUCUCUUCAAGAAGUUAGUCACUUCUUCCGCAAAGAAUUGUCUCGCUGUUGUAUCACUAUGGAAACGGAGUCAUUUAAUCUAUGAAUAUAAAUAUCAACUUUUGCUGUGACCUGGAUGUAGCUGUAUCUUGUGUGUGUUACGUAAUGAGUGCCAGGUAUCCACCAACUGCCAGUUGAUCUACAUUUCAAUGUCAUGCUUAGGACAACUCAGUGUGUGUUUUUGUUCCUUCUCAUCCACUUGUCGUGUCAAUGCAAAUGGACCGCCACCAAGUCUGAAACUGUAAAUAGACACCAUUUCGACAAAUGCUUUUCUUGGCUUCUACUGGAACCAUGGAUAUGUAUACGUGCGUGUUUACGUUCCGAGAAUUCACUGCACUUAUUCAUAAUCUUAUCACCUGGCAUUUGUUGAACAAUUGCAGCCACACCUUCUAUCUGCAUUCAACAAACCACAACUUACAAAAGAACGACGUACCUUUAAAUGUUUUACAUGUUUCAAAUGUUCCUUCCGAUUUGAAAAAAAAUUAGGAUACAUUGUGGCAACGAUAAACAUUCUCAAAUAAAACUAUCUUCGUUGUCCUUGUAUCUGAGCUGACAUGAUAAGGAUGUAAUUGUGUAAUUAAAAUAUUACACAAACUGUACAAUGUAAUCAUAUUCAAUAGAUCAUGAAGAUAUUGAUUGUAUAGCAUUUGCCCGAUGACAAGAUGAAAUAUUUAUAGAAAUCUUUUUCAAUCAUUCUUUAACCCAAACAUUUGAUUUGUUGACUAGUAUUUAGAAUAUCCUUAGAGAAAGAAAUAAAGGAUAAUUAACUUCACUCAACAUUAAAAUAGCUUAAGCCUAAUUUAGCAGUCAAAUGACUUAACUUUAUUUAACCGUCAAAUUUAACUUUAUUUAACAGUCAAAUGACUUAGCUUUACUUAGCAGUCAAAUGACUUAACUAUAUUUAGCUGUCAAAUGUUUAAUCUUUAUUUUGCAGUCAAAUGACUUAACUUUACUUAGCAGUCAAAUUACUUAACUUUGCUUAGCAGUCAAAUGACUUAGCUUUACUUAGCAGUCAAAUGACUUAACUUUAUUAGGCAGUAUAAUGGCUUAACUACUUUUAGCGGUCCAACUAGCCGUAUAAUAUUUCAUGAUUCAAAUUCAAGGAGAAUAAAUGUAACAAUUUUGGAGAGUGUCCUCAAUGUCCCAGUGAUAAAUAGAUGAUUGUAUUGUUUGAUUAAUGUAUAUUUGUGAGCCAAUAGUAUUUCUGUUCAUAUCAAAUCUAGAUAUAACAAUUACUUAUCCUGAUCAAUUAUUAUUGAUCUACUCUACCUCCCAUAGUUGAUUGCUCGCUUUAAACUAUUUUAGAUAUUUUUUAAAGCCAUUUUAGACAAUUUUAAAACUAUAUUCAGUCAUUGUUUUAAUUAAAACAAAAGUAACAAAUCAAAUAUUUUGAUAACAGAGUAAAAUAUUUGUCAACUUUUUUUCCUGAAUGUGUGACUAUUGAAGAAGCAAAAAAUGUGUUCAUAUUUGAUAGAAAUUGAACUUUCCAGAAACGUCUGAUUCUUCGAUUCUGCCCUAAAAUAUGUAAAAUUGAUUACAUUCUAGUUUCUUAAAGUUUGUUUUUCAUCUUGAACAUCCAAAUAAGUUAAACUCUGGACUAAAAUGAACAUCCAAAUAAGUUAAACUCUGGACUAAAAUGAACAUCCAAAUAAGUUAAACUCUGGACUAAAAUAAUAAUUUUUUAAUCAAAUACAUUAAAGUCAAGUUCCCCAUCAGACCGUACGAUCUAUAGGGCAAAUGAUGUCAAGUUCCCCAUUCAGACCGUACGAUCUAUAGGGCUAAUGAUGUCAAGUUCCCCAUUCAGACCGUACGAUCUAUAGGGCAAAUGAUGUCAAGUUCCCCAUUCAGACCGUACGAUCUAUAGGGCAAAUGAUGUCAAGUUCCCCAUCAGACCGUACGAUUUAUAGGGCAAAUGAUGUCAAGUUCCCCAUCAGACCGUACGAUCUAUAGGGCAGAUGAUGUCAAGUUCCCCAUCAGACCGUACGAUCUAUAGGGCAAAUGAUGUCAAGUUCCCCAUCAGACCGUACGAUCUAUAGGGCAGAUGAUGUCAAGUUCCCCAUCAGACCGUACGAUCUAUAGGGCAGAUGAUGUAAAGGUCAUUUGUUUUGUGGCCCACGGUGACGAUGGUGUCAUGUGGCCAACACAACGACCAACCGCCUUUUCUUUUCCCCAACUAAAUACAUUAGAGGACUCAGAGGCGCCCUGAAGACCCCGAAUUUAAAAAAAAUUAAAAAACGAGGAUUCGAACUCGGGACCCGUCGGUUCGGAAUCAUUAACCACCUUAUAUCAGUCUUCACAUUUCAAUUUGAGGCAUUUUUUUUGUGCUUUUCCUGAUAAAGACUAAAUGUAACUAGAGAACGUGAGUUUUGUUCAGAAUGUAUUUAGUUAUUUACAACUUUAACUAUUAUAUAUACAUAACUGUAACGGAAGUAUUUUUAUUGACAAGUCUCUUGGAGAUAACUCUGUUUAAGUGUAUGGUAUGUACCAAAAUAUAAAUUUUAUGAUAUAUUUAUAUAUAUAUAUAUAAGAAUAUUUGUAUUAUGUAAAUGUAUGUUAAUUUAUAUAUAAGUUUUAACCUAUCGUGAACCUUUAUUUGCCAAAAUUAAAAUGUGUAUUAAACAUGCGAGAAUAUUUUGUUUGUAUAUGUAUAUUAUUUAUGCCAACUCUAAAUAUACUUUUUUUUUUUUUACAAAUAUUAUUUACUGUUCGAUAAUUAGGUUCUUAUCUUAUAAAUGUUAGUAGACAUUUUUUGUUACGUCGUUUUGUUUCACUUUGAUGUCAUGUAAUAUUUGACCACCACCUGACCAUGCCCACUUGACCAUCACCUUGCUGCUGUAUGAGUGAUGCUGUAAUCAUCUUUUUUUUUUUUUGAAGUAACGUCUGUAUUAUAUAAGAUAAGAUAAGAAGUAACGUCUGCAUUAUAUAAGAUAAGAGUGACCACUGAAUAGAUUUGCUGUGAUGUGGUAUACAUUUAGUGUAUGGUUACCCAUGCUUCUGUCUUUGAUAUCGAUACUACACAAUACCACAGCCUAGCACAUAUCCACUCCCAGGAGGCAUGUUACGUGAAUUGUACUCGUAAAUCUUAAUCUAAAUUUGUAAAGCCAUUUUAAAACAAAAAUAUUUCUGUUUUAUACCUUUGUAGACUGCAUCGAUUUAUUGCAAGAGGAUAUCUGCAGCGUCUAUAAAGAUCUAAUCUGGUUUCCGUAACAAUUUUCGCUGAAUAUGUACAGAGCAGCUUGCCAGACAGGACAGUACCACCUUAAUAUUAAUAUAGGAGGAAUGAGAGAGCCCCGUAUAUAUGAACACACAUGACUGUACAAUGUACAUAGGAACAGGAAGUUACGUGUGUAUAAGAUAAAAAUAGACAUACACACUGAUCCAAUCAGCUAUAAAUUUGACAGUGCAAUGUUGUUUUCUUGUUUGUAUAGUCAUUGACACCCCGCCCCCCCCCCCCCCACUACUCACAAACUUACAUUUUAUUGACAUAAAACUUACAUUUUUUGUGAAGGCUGUAUACUUCUAAAUAUAACGCCAGUACAUUUCUGAUAUGCAGAAUUGUAAGAUAGUUUUUAAAGGUCCUUAUUUGCCAAUCUUGGGGGGGAAAAAAAGUAUUUUCCAUAUAGAUCGAGUGAAAGGGAUGGACCAAUGCACAAAUAAUCCAACUAUACUAUGUAUAUUUCGAUGUAUUAGCUCAAUUGUACUAAUUUUUUUCCAUGCUAUCUUUUUAUUUCCCUUGAGCUGACAAUAUUUUCUUUUUCAAUGCUAAAACAAACGAAUUUUCAUUAGGACUUAGAGUAAACUAUUCUCUGCCAUGUCUGUAGUGACCACUACAUUAAAAGAUCCAACUUAAAUGUACAUUUAUUCAAAAAUGUAAAACAAAGUAGGUCAACGAGUGGUCUCUCUCUAGUUGGAGUACGUGUCAUGUCUUGAUACUUGCUUACUAGUGAGCUAGUGAUUUCUUUCAGAUUUUCAAAGUAUUGAAUUCAGAGUUAAUAUUCUAAGACUUUGUCCGCAUUCGGAACUUUGUUGUCCUUACAUGGACUAAUAUUUUGUCCAUAUUGUUGUAACUCUUGGGUAGGCACUCAACGUAACAGCAGGCAACACAACACAGUGUAACAGGAAAUAAAGACAGGUGUUUAUUCACUAGGACAAACACAUAGCAUCCUUCAGCUUCCUCAGAGUCUUUCUACUAAUUUACCAGUCCUUUAGACAGCAACCCGAAUGUGGACCAACGACAGCCUUCCCCGCUUCGCUCCUUCAGGCAGCACCAAAAGCUGGCUUCUUAGUUUCCAAACAUUCAGACUCUUCGCAAUCCCUGAUGCACUGUUCUUCUCUCCAUUCUAGUCUCUUCCUGUUUACGUUCACUAGUGCGCUCGUGCGCACCUCAAGCACUGGUGCAAGGCAGGGUUACAACAAUAUUUAAAAACAAAUAAUUUAAGCAGUUCUCUACCAGUACAAUAGUUCUAGAGUUAUUGAGUUUCCAAUUUUUUGUUAGAGGCUGGCAGGUUUUUAUCGUAAGCUUCUUACAGCUCAAUCUGCGAUCUUUACAAUCUGAUUACGUCAUAUCGGUGGGUUGCGAUAGAAACCUAGAAGCGGACAGGAGUUGAUAGCAAAAAAUGUCUCAAAUAUUAUUUCAGGGCAAGUUUCUAUAGGAGUUGAUAGCAAAAAAUGUCUCAAAUAUUAUUUCAGGGCAAAUUUCUAUAGGAGUUGAUAGCAAAAAAUGUCUCAAAUAUUAUUUCAGGGCAAGUUUCUAUAGGAGUUGAUAGCAAAAAAUGUCUCAAAUAUUAUUUCAGGGCAAGUUUCUAUAGGAGUUCAUAGUGGAAAAUGUCUCAUAUUAUUUCAGGCGAGUCUCUAUUGUUUCUCCUCGAUAAAAUGAGAUUUUCGUAAUUUGUAUACAACUCUAGUAGCAGUUCUUUUCUUCUUGGCUUCAUGUGUAGACUUUUAAAAUCGCAGAAGUCAGGUUUGACCUGAUUUGACAUCUUUAUGUUAACAUCCUACUGUGUAGUCUUGGCUUCGUCACAGCUUGUUCUAUACACAUUACUUUGCCCUGCUUAUCCACCCUUGAGUCGACCUUUUCGGUACGCCUACAAUCAAAGUAUCAUUAGUAACUAAACACAUUUCACCCACACCACUACAAUCUACUAUUUCGCUUCAAUCAUUGUGUAAUUCAUUCAGAAUCUCGACGUGUGGGUGGGGACUGGUUCGGUCUUUCACUUCUGUGCCGACCUUCUUGCCCAAUCAGUUUCCGCUUUGUAGUUCUUGUGUUAUCUCGCCCUAGAGUUGGGUUGGUGGCUUAAUCCCUUUAGCCGCUUGGCAACAGAUGUCCACCGCUUUGCGUCAAAGCCUCGUUCCAGGUGUUGAUCGAGUUUAAGUAGAAAAAGUCAGUUAGCUUGGAGUGGGCGCUCUUCAGAAAUGUAGUUGGUCUAAUAUAUAUUUUUUUUAAAAUAAUAGUAGGCCUAAGUCUGAUAUAUAUAUAUAUAUAUAUAUAUAUAUAUAUAUAUAUAUAUAUAUAUAUAUAUAUAUAUAUAUAUAUAUAUAUAUAUAGCUUAAGUCAUGGGUUAAUUGUAUGGAUUAAUUUUUCGAUAAAGUUCCUUAACUUUGUUUGAAUCUUUUUGUGUUAUAAUGUCUUAAUAGUAAAAGUUUUGUUUUGCUUGCAUCUAAAAUGAUUACCGUUAAAUACAUAAGCCAUUUAUACAAUUUACCAAAUUUGUAUUUUAUAAUAGAGAAAUUGUGCACUUAACCAGUCUUCGCAGUAGAAAAAAAAAUCUGAAUUCAUACAAUCGUAUUCUUGACAGAAAAUGUAUGUUCUUAUUAUGUGUGUAAUCCAUAGACAUAAAUAAAUAUAGACUGGCCGAAGGAAGUAACGUCAUGUAACUUGAAAACAUGUAUAUCUAUUGUAUUCGGAUUUCCGAAUUAUGAAAAAAUUGCAUGAUCUUCAUUUUUAGAGAUUAAACAAAACUACACUGCCUCCUUAUUUACAAUAUAUAUAUAGACUCUAGGUGUGUGGCUGAAAUAGAUAUGAAUACUUAACUUGUAUACUGCUCAUAAAUGCUGUAUAAUAAAGUACAAAAAAAUGGAGAGUCACACAUUUUUGUUUCAUAAAACUCUUUAAUCGGCCAGUCUCUAUUUAUUUAUGUCUAUGGUGUAAUCCUUAUGUCCAGUGUUUCCCAUUAUGAAUAUAAAAGUACACAUGAUGUGUGUGUGUGCGUAAGUGUGCGUGUCUUUGUCGAGGCGUGUGUGAUAGAUCUGACAUUGAAGAAUUACGUAUCUGUGCGUGUGUGCGUAUGAGCUAAUGUGACAUCUGUCUGUGUGGUCCAGUCCAGACAGACAGCAGACGAGAACGAUAAACCUUAUGAAACGAGAAUAGAGCCCAAAUUUGUCCCACAUGUAACCCCCCCCCCCCCCAAAA